This is a messenger RNA of Fomitiporia mediterranea MF3/22, 1549 nucleotides long. RefSeq lists its product as uncharacterized. Lineage: Eukaryota; Fungi; Basidiomycota; Agaricomycetes; Hymenochaetales; Hymenochaetaceae. The transcript is spliced from 14 exons. Bases 632 to 1468 code for a protein of 278 amino acids. The record is from RefSeq and is a predicted model, not a curated record.
AGAAGAUCUGCGCUCGAAUCUCAUAAGAUCAGCUUCAGCAGGAAUUGACCAGAAACGGAUAGCAACUACUUUCGGGUCGCUCCCCUAUAAGGAUCGCACUAGUACUCGGGCAGCAUGUAGCCUAGAUCGACAACUUCGUACAGGCAUAGCGGAACUUCACCAUAUAGUCACCUCUACUUAUAAUCGUGUGCAUAGCCAGAUGACUCGACGGCUACUGGAUAAUUCAUCAAAGCAAAUACGGUUUCCCUCCUAGUUCGGUUUUGCAUAAAGGCAUAACAGCAUCCUUCAGUAUGAUGUUCUCCGCGCUACUCCGUCCACUCUGCCCAUGGGAACAUGCAAGAGAGUGACUCAAAGGAAAUCGAAAUACUAUGGUCGACAGGCCCAGAAAUCCUUGCCUUGAAGCAAGUGACUCUGGCGUUCUUUACAGUUCACGUAUAUGAUCAUAUACUCACGUUGCCAUUCGAGAUCGAGUAUAUGUGGAAAAGAAAUUUCUCCCUCGGUUCUGUUAUAUUCUUUAUAGUCUUAUCUUUUUUGCAUCUGAUGCAGGUAACGCAUGCUAAGCUCCAUUCAGAACCGAUAUUAUUCCCCCGCAUUUUUCUUCAUCAUAACUUUUACAAGAAUAAGCCCCUUUAUGAACCCAAAGGUAUGCGAGCAUUUUGCUAUAUUCUUGCCCAUAGCAGGAGGAAUUGUCCUCACAAUUGUUCCUAAUAUGUUGGUUGCUUUGAGAGUCUAUGCAUUAUACCAGAAAAACAGAGUGGUACAAAUAUUUUUGGCGAUUUAUCUUGUUUCUGAACUCGGUAUCGCACUAUGGAUAUACCUAACGCCUGGACAUCAUCCUCUGGAACUGCCGCCACUAUACCAGAAUCACAAGGUCUUGUAUUUGUGCACGGAAGAUACCGCAGACAGUCUUGGACGUUGGAGACCGUCAACAUUCCAGCUCAUGCAGGUUGUCUACGAUGUUAUUGUCCUUAUCUUAGUAUUCUUCAAGACUAAGUGGCCACGGGAGUCGCGUCAUGGUAUUUUCGAUAUCAUUUUUAAUCAAGGUGUAAUAUAUUUCAUAUGUGUGUUUUCAGCCAAUCUUGUAUGGGUGUUAAUGAUAUUGGUCGGUCCGGAGACCUUAAAAUAUAUAGCAGCAUGUCCUACUCUUGUCAUGGCAUGCACUAUGGCAAACAGGAUCACAUUAGACCUGCGUGAAUAUGCUCAACGGCCUGUUAUAAACUCCAGUGUUAGUCUAGACUCACACGCCGACGCGAACGGACAAUAUACCGGACAAUAUACGAUACAUUUUAAAACGCCCCGUACGCCUCCGCCUCCACCGCCUGAUCUCGAGAGUCAGCAGUCGCGAGCGGAAUCAGACAGGUCGACUAUUUAUAAUUCAGAAGAUGAAUAUGAUUUUCAAAGGCCACUCGAACCAACAACUUUACCUUUUUUUGACAAGCCUGUUGGCAGUGGUGUGAGGGACGGGUAGAAUGAGGAUGUUAAAGUGUUCUUGCUAUAAUUAUUAUGUACUCAUGGUCUCAUAUUCUUCUCUUGCUUUGACGCCUGACAC